GAAACUUACGGAUUUGGUAUGCGUGAUGGCACGCCUGGUGUACUAGUGAAUGAUCUUGAAUGACACUAGGCAACUCGGAAAUAUAUUUCUUCCCGUUUCACGGCACGCGGAAAUAAGUACAAUGUUGUAGAAUUGUAGACGAUGGUGCUGGUUAGCGCAAGCGAAGCGUGUGGCGUUUAUUUUUUUUACAGGUCAGAUGCAAAGCAACGGUAGUCUUCAGGUUUCUUGCCAAUGUUUUUAGAAGACUGAGGAAAAAGAGAUAUCAAUAUAAUGGAAUCUAGAAGCAUGACUUAGGUUUUACAAUUCACUGCCCCUCUAUCCCGCGUGCAACUAAUGGCAGAUUGGAUAAGAGUGUCGUCAGAUAUCCGGCUAAAAGCAGGGUCCGGAGGACAUCACUCUCCCUCGGAAAAUUUUAAAUUCUUUUAAGGUAACAGACUAACCAAUAACCAUGCCUCUGUGGAACAUGAUCUUUGGUUUGUCAUCGGACUCGGACUCUGACUCGCCUAACGAUAGCGACAAUAACAACGUCCCAACGCUCAGGAGCUUUAACAGACCAGGCCCCGACGGGCAGAUGCCACCUACAGACAGGAGAUCAAAUCUGGAAGACAGCAGAACGCCACCAAGCGCCCGGCAUGCCCGGGACAUCCGACGCACUCUUGAGGACCAGACGACUUCUCCAGAAGUCGGACCGAGUCAGAGUUCAUCUGCAACAGACUCAAGCGAUGCCCCGAACUCCGCGGGUACGAGUGGCACAGACGAUUCACCUGAGCGGGGGAUCUGGCGAAGCAGGACUGGAGGUUACCUCCUCUAUGAUGACUACUCACGCCCGGUGCGCGAGACCAGAAGUCGCCCCGGCGCCUACAUGCAGGAUAUUGUAGCCAACACGGGUGAUGAUGAGGUGCCAACUUCCUUUGUCCUGUGCCUGGCUGGUAUUGUAUCAGUUGUUCCCUUGGGCAUGUUUUUAUUCAAGCUCGUAACUUCGAUCAAGGAUAUUUUUAGUCGCUAGAUUCGUGUAGAUUUAGGCUCGGGAAUUUUAUUGAAAUUAAUUACGACGGUGGUGAUUUUAUUCUAUCUAGACGUUGGUUUUCCAGAAUGAUUUUACCUGCCUCUGAUUAAUUUUUAUUGAAUUUGUAUAUAUAUUUUUGAAUUUUCGAGUAAUACGCGACAAAACUAUC
This is a messenger RNA of Hyalella azteca, 1175 nucleotides long. RefSeq lists its product as uncharacterized. The record is from RefSeq and is a predicted model, not a curated record. Bases 449 to 1006 code for a protein of 185 amino acids. Lineage: Eukaryota; Metazoa; Arthropoda; Malacostraca; Amphipoda; Hyalellidae. The transcript has 3 exons.